UUCAAAAUCAGAAACAAUUUGCUUUCAGUUAACACGAACAAACAGUAAGUGACUAGUAAAUGACAUAGCCUUGAAAUGGGUUUUUGUCAAGUUUUUAAUGUCUCAGUUACGGCAUGCUGUAUACGUGGAGGAUUAUGAAGAAGCUUCUAGGCUUCAGGUGGCGAUUGCAGCUGCAUCUAACAAUGACAGUGUUGGAAAAGUGAUAUCUCUUCUCAAAAGAGCCAUAAAAGAAGAGCGGUACCAUGAUGCAGCUUUUUUAAGAGAUAAAGCUGGUGCUGGACUUGUGAGUUCUUAUGGAAUUUAUUUAAUGGCAACUUGCAUGAAUGUCUUUGAAUUAUGGUGGAAUUAG
Lathyrus oleraceus (garden pea) is the source of this 349-nucleotide messenger RNA. Its product is annotated as protein EXECUTER 1, chloroplastic. Gene Ontology annotation, biological process: response to singlet oxygen; singlet oxygen-mediated programmed cell death. The record is from RefSeq and is a predicted model, not a curated record. The transcript has 3 exons. NCBI's taxonomy places the organism in Eukaryota, Viridiplantae, Streptophyta, Magnoliopsida, Fabales, Fabaceae. Gene Ontology annotation, cellular component: thylakoid membrane. The coding region runs from base 98 to 349 and encodes 83 amino acids.